AUGGCCAAUUUCUUCGAUUUAAAGGCUCGCAAAGCCGCCGCUGCUGCCACUGCCUCAGGNGAGUCCGUCGCCAGUCCUCUACUCCAUCCUCAGCAGCUAACUUGCUACCAGNNCCGUCCCAAGUCGCUUGAUGAUGUCUCGUCGCAAGAACACACCGUGGAUGUGCUUCGCCGCACCCUCCAAUCCGCCAAUCUCCCUCACAUGCUCUUCUACGGCCCUCCUGGUACAGGCAAGACCUCGACUGUCCUCGCUCUCGCCAAACAACUCUAUGGCCCCGAGCUCAUCAAGACCCGUGUUCUUGAGCUCAACGCUUCAGAUGAACGCGGUAUCAGCAUUGUCCGAGAGAAGGUCAAGGACUUCGCCCGCAUGCAACUUUCGAAUCCUCCUUCUGGUCCCGCUGGCGAAGAGUACCGCAAGAAGUACCCCUGCCCUCCUUACAAGAUCAUCAUCCUCGACGAAGCCGACUCGAUGACCCAAGAUGCUCAGUCCGCUCUGCGCCGCACAAUGGAAACCUACAGCAAGAUCACUCGCUUCUGCCUCAUCUGCAACUACGUCACUCGCAUCAUCGAUCCUCUAGCCAGUAGAUGCAGCAAGUUCAGAUUCAAGAGCCUGGACGGUGGAAAUGCUCGUAAGAGAUUGGAAAACAUUGCUGCCAUGGAGAAGGUCAAGCUCGACGAUGGCGUAGUCGAUACUUUGAUCCGUUGCGCUGAGGGCGAUCUGCGAAAAGCCAUCACCUUCCUACAGUCGGCUGCUCGUCUCGCUGGUGCAGAGCAAUCAAGACCGGAUGAAGAUGCCAUGGACGUUGACGAUCUAGCCACGGCUCGUUCGGUCUCUGUGCGUAGUGUCGAAGAGAUUGCUGGUGUCGUCCCUGACCGUACUGUCGGCCGCCUCAUACAGGCCUUGCAGCCCAACACACGAGCUUCGGUUUAUGAUGCUGUUUCCCGUGUAGUUCAGGACUUGGUUGCCGAAGGCUGGAGCGCCACUCAGCUAGUGUCACAGCUGUACGAACAAAUACUCAUGGACGACUCGAUCGACAACCCAAAGAAGAAUCGCAUCGUCAUGUCCUUUUCACAGACUGAUAAGAGACUGAUUGACGGAAGUGACGAGCACCUCACUAUCCUCGACCUGAGUCUGCAGAUCGCUAGUGCUCUUGCUGGAAGUUGA
Aureobasidium vineae is the source of this 1164-nucleotide messenger RNA. The record is from the annotation of a GenBank genome assembly. Lineage: Eukaryota; Fungi; Ascomycota; Dothideomycetes; Dothideales; Saccotheciaceae.